UGAACUGAAGUAACCCUCUGAGUUCUUACUGUUUGGCUCACAGUGGGCUCCUUCCCUCUGUCGUCAGGAUCCUGCAACUCCCCCACAGUUACGGUCCUAAUAGGCAUAAAGGCAGUGGAAGUUUUUCCAAAUAGAAGGUUCUUGAAAUGGGUACAACGGGAAACAGAAGGCCUGCUUUUCCCGCAGAUGCAGGAAAAUGGUGCAGGAGGCCAUUGGGAGACAAAGGAUUCGCACCUGGUUGAUCAUUCUUGGCAGGAAUAUCGUUAAGAACAUUUAACCGUAUUUUCAUGUGUAUUUAAUGGAAAUAUUUUUAUUGGCAUAUGUCAUAAAAACAAAAUAAGUAAUCCCAAGGAUCUGGUUGGCUCAUUACACAUCUAAGUAUGUGUAAUUCUCUCUCCAAUGCAUUAGAGAAUUAGUGAGUUUCUAAAACUUUUAACUCCAGAAUUCAUUUGCUAGAAGUAGCCUCCCCUCUUGAUACUUCGUAGAGGCCCUUUAGAGGCCACGCGAGCUGAGCCCGCCUUGCGCAGCCGCAGUAGCGGGCUGGAUGGGCUGUCGCGAGACCUCGGCCUUGCGCAGCCGCAGUAGCGGGCUGGAGGGGCUGGAGGGGCUGGAGGAGCUGUCGCGAGGCGCCGGCCUUACGCAGCCGCAUUGAGGGCUGAGAACCGGCCAACGGUCACAGCUCUUUCCUUUGGAGCUUCUAAGGGUGCCUGUUGCUUUCUGCCUUCACCUCUCAAGUGAGUAGCCAUGAGCUGGACUGUGGGAAUCCUGCGGGCCAGCCAGAGAGCGGGCACUGUGAGGGCAAAUUUCCUAUGCCUGGGAAUGGCCCCAGGCCCCCGCCCGCCGGCAGCCGUUCCCCUCGGGGGCGCCUGGGCCGUGGUCCCCGCGUCCAAGAUGGCGACCGUCAAGUGUGAGCUGAUGAAGAAUUGCACUUCGGAGGAGCCUGUUCGCAACAGUAAGAUCUCCAUCGUAGGAACUGGAUCGGUUGGCAUGGCCUGUGCUAUCAGCAUCCUCUUAAAAGGCUUGAGCGAUGAACUCGCCCUGGUGGAUGUUGAUGAAGGCCGACUGAAGGGUGAGACCAUGGAUCUUCAGCAUGGCAGCCUUUUUGUGAAAAUGCCAAAUAUUGUUUCCAGCAGAGAUUAUUUUGUCACUGCAAACUCCAGCCUCGUGAUUAUCACGGCAGGUGCACGCCAGGAAAAAGGAGAAACACGCCUUAAUUUAGUCCAGCGAAAUGUGGCCAUCUUUAAGCUAAUGAUGUCCAGUAUCGUUCAGUACAGUCCCCGCUGCAAACUGAUUGUGGUUUCCAAUCCGGUGGAUAUCUUGACGUACGUAGCCUGGAAGUUGAGUGCCUUUCCCCAAAACCGUGUUAUUGGAAGUGGUUGUAAUCUGGACACUGCCCGUUUCCGUUUCUUGAUUGGGCAAAGGCUUAGUAUCCAUUCUGAAAGCUGUCAUGGGUGGAUCCUCGGAGAGCAUGGAGACUCAAGUGUUCCUGUGUGGAGUGGAGUGAACAUCGCUGGUGUCCCUCUGAAGGAACUGAACUUAGAUAUAGGAACUGAUAAAGAUCCCGAGCAGUGGAAAAAUGUUCACAAAGAUGUGGUUGCUAGUGCCUAUGAGAUUAUUAAAAUGAAAGGUUAUACUUCUUGGGCCAUUGGCCUCUCUGUAGCUGACCUGACAGAAAGUAUUUUGAAGAAUCUUAGGAGAGUGCAUCCAGUUUCCACCAGAAUUAAGGGUCUCUAUGGAAUAAAUGAAGACGUAUUCCUCAGUGUUCCAUGUAUCCUGGGGGAGAGUGGUAUUACUGACCUUAUAAAAGUAAAAUUGGCCCCUGAAGAAGAGGCUCGUCUGCAGAAGAGUGCAAAAACACUUUGGGAUAUUCAAAAGGAGCUUAAGUUUUAAAGUUGUUUAAAACUACCUACCAUUCUGAGGUUACUUAAGAAAGAUAGUGGUUAUGGUCCUGUGUAUGUCUAGUUUUUGAAUAAACUUUAAUUCCUAAAACUUG
Messenger RNA from Capra hircus (goat), 1993 nucleotides. RefSeq names its product lactate dehydrogenase A like 6B (gene LDHAL6B). Bases 745 to 1890 code for a protein of 381 amino acids. Gene Ontology annotation, molecular function: L-lactate dehydrogenase (NAD+) activity. The record is from RefSeq and is a predicted model, not a curated record. The transcript has a single exon. Lineage: Eukaryota; Metazoa; Chordata; Mammalia; Artiodactyla; Bovidae. Gene Ontology annotation, cellular component: cytoplasm. Gene Ontology annotation, biological process: carboxylic acid metabolic process.